AUGACUAAGCAAAUGUUUAUCUUACCAGGGUUACAAACUUGUGAGCAUAUAAAGCAUGCUACUGCUGUUCCUAAAUUGCCUUUGGUGCUAGGGGAUGAUCAACAUGGCAGAAACAUGGCAGCUGAAGAUAGAUUGAACAACAAGAAAAAGCGGAAAAAGGUCUACAACCAUUAUGCUAACGGCUCCGGUUGGUGGGACUGCGACAUGGAAGGUGUUGAUUCGGAGGAAGUAGGGUUUGGUGAGAUAUGGGAAGGUGUGGGAUCUACAACGUUCGGUGGAAUAGAUUGGCACUAA
This is a messenger RNA of Linum trigynum, 294 nucleotides long. The record is from the annotation of a GenBank genome assembly. NCBI's taxonomy places the organism in Eukaryota, Viridiplantae, Streptophyta, Magnoliopsida, Malpighiales, Linaceae.